AGUCAUAAAAAAAAAGUUUGAGGUCCCAAGUAAAGUUUCAGACAAAGUUUUUUUUUUAAUUGAAAGUCACUGCAAUUUUUUGUGUGAGUACCGUGAUUUGAGAUGCACGUUGCUGUGGCCUGCGGUUGUAGGGAAGAACACAAAAAACCGCAACGUGGGACUUAAAAACGUACCUGCAGUGCUUGCGUACAGCCAGGGGGAUCUUGAUUUUUUUUGGCUUCUCCGUGGAUUUGUAAGAAGAGAAGAGGGAAGAACAAAAACUUUUUUUUUUUUUUUUAAUUUUCCACUUCAAAGUGUGGGGGUCUGGGAGUGCUGGCUUGUGAUUAUUCGAGAGGAACGCACAUAGUCUUACUGUUUCAAAGGGAUCCUUUAAAACCUUGGAUUUUAUUUUAUUUUUUUAUUUAUUUAUUUUGUGUUUGGGGACUGUAUGAGCAAAACCAACAGUGUAAAUCUGGCAUCGGAUUUUCAGACCUUGUUUUCCGGAUUAAGUUGGGAACAUUUUCUCUCUUUCUCCUGUUUUUUCCCCCCUUAUAAACUAAUAAAUCAGAAGCAUGGAUUCCAGCCAGCAUAAUCCCCCGGCGGGCCACCAGAUCGUCCACGUCCGGGGCGAUUCGGAGACCGACCUGGAGGCGCUCUUCAACAUCGUCAUGAACCCGAAAAAUACAAGUGUGCCCCCCUCACUGCCCAUGAGAAUGAGGAAACUGCCCGACUCCUUCUUCAAGCAACCCGAACCAAAGUCCCAUUCCAGACAAGCAAGUACAGAUGCUGGCACAGCUGGCACUCUUACUCCUCAACAUGUAAGAGCUCAUUCCUCACCCGCAUCCCUCCAACUUCGAGCCGUGUCUCCAGCUUCCCUUUCUGGACAGAUUAACACUAAUGCCCCCCCUCAGCACCUCCGCCAGUCCUCCUAUGAGAUUCCUGAUGACGUACCGCUCCCACCAGGGUGGGAGAUGGCAAAGACCUCAUCUGGACAGAGAUACUUUUUAAAUCAUUUGGAUCAGACAACAACCUGGCAAGAUCCAAGGAAAGCAAUGCUGUCUCAUGUUGCUCCUCCAGCUAGCCCUGUCCCAGUACAGCAGAAUAUUAUAAACUCUGCCACAGGUUCACUUCCUGAAGGCUGGGAACAAGCCAUAACCCCAGAAGGCGAGAUUUACUAUAUAAAUCACAAAAGCAAGACAACCUCUUGGUUAGACCCACGUUAUGCUUUGAACCAGACAAGAAUCAGCCAGAGUGCCCCAGUCAAACAGACCUCGCCACUGCCUGCACAGAGCCAACAAAGUGCAGUGAUUGGGGGCAACAACCAGCAGCUUCGUCUGCAACAGUUACAAAUGGAGAAAGAAAAGUUGAGACUGAAGCAUCAAGAACUGCUUCGGCAGGUGAGGCCACAGGAACUGGCUUUGCGCAACCAGCUGCCAACAAGUAUGGAACAAGAUGGAGGGUCCCAGAAUUCUGUUUCAUCUCCCAAUAUAUCACAAGAUGUCAGAACCAUGACCACCAACAGCUCCGACCCUUUCCUCAACAGUGGAACAUAUCACUCCAGAGAUGAAAGUACAGACAGUGGAUUGAGCAUGAGCAGCUAUAGUGUUCCUCGGACACCAGAUGACUUUUUGAACAGUGUGGACGAGAUGGAGACAGGUGACCCUCUUGGCUCAAGUGCUUUAGCUUCCCAGGCCAACAGGUUCCCCGAUUAUUUAGAUGCCAUCCCAGGCACAAAUGUGGAUUUGGGCACCCUUGAAAACGAUAGCAUGGCAGUGGAGGGAGAGGAGUUAAUGCCAAGCCUGCAGGAGGAACUGAGUUCGGAUAUUCUCAAUGAUAUGGAAUCUGUGUUGGCAGCAACCAAGAUUGACAAAGAGACCUUCCUGACGUGGUUAUAGGUGGAGCUUUCAGGAUCUCUAUGACUCGUACUUUGUACAGUGUGCCUCUGUGAAGGAUCUGAGACACAUAACAUGAUCUUUUUUUUAUCCUCUUCUGUUAGCAUUUCAGAGCUCUGUUUGCCAUUAUAUCUUCUUAAAGGAAAAUAACUGCAAUGUACAAAAAGCACUGCCUGGCACAAUAAUCCCCACUCCUUUUCCUCUGGUUGUACUUGGUGUAAGGCUGGCCUCCAAUAUGACGAUUCUCCAAAGCCAAAGGACUUGAGAAAGGUGGCCAAGGACACUCGCUGGCUUUGUUUUUGUCAUAUGUUAGACAUUCAGACUCUGUAGUCAAGCUCAAUCCUUCAUUUCUGUUUAUACCUUGUAACUUGUUAGGGUCUUGGUUUUUGCGGGGUGGGGCUGGGGGUGGUCACGGGUUCGAGAGAUCUUUAAGAAACCAAAAAUAACACAUAUGAACCAGAGAAAAGAAAAUGCAUUUCUCAAAGCUUUGGAGCCAAAAAGACUAAUAACUCGACUUUGAAAUCAUACUGCCAACUUGCAAGUAUGGCUCAGAAUUUCAGAUUUAUGUGCUUGGCUGUGCCAGCAAUUCUAGAUAUUUUGUCAGAUCAAGUGCCUUUUAUCGUUGAUGUGUUUUUUUUUUGUUUUUAUAUGAACAAAAUCCUGUAUAUGCCAACAUUAAUCACUGUAUCUGAGGAAGAAGUGUAUUUCACCACAGUAUACGUAGUACAUUCACAUUUUAUUCUUAAUUAGGUUUCUGACAAAACUGUUUUAAACAUGGUUUUAUGCAAAAUAAUAUAUGUAGUAAUGGGGAUGAUCUGAUCUCGCUUUUUAUAUAAAGUUAAGAGGUGUAGCUUCUGUGAUAGUCUUAUUUAAAUGGAGAUUUGUUUUUACACUCUUUGAUAGAUGAUUAGUUAAAACAUUUUCUUAAUCUUUUAGGUGUUUUAAUUGAAGCUAUAUUCGUAAAUAUGAGAUAGAGGAAGACUUUUGUAGAAUCAACUCUUUGUAUGUUUUUCAGCACAUUACUGUUUAGGUAGAAGACUGGAGAAAACUGAGAGCACCGGACGGAGUUGUUUAGGCUGCAGGUGACGCAGAACGUGAUCUACUACAUCCCAGCUGCCCAAAGACAAUGAUGUCUUGUCGUGUUGAAGAAACGCCUCCGAAACGUAACAUACAGUAGUAGUGACCACUAGUUGCUUAGCUUUCAUCUUGAAUGCUAAUUGGAGUCUGACAAAGUCCCGUGUUUCUAGUCUAAUUAUUGAGGACUUGGUGUAGAAUGUGACAAUGUGUUUGGUAUGAGUUUGGCCUAAAUAACCAAAUUGUGAUAGGAGUCAUAAAUUAUGUGCAAUCAUUUUUCAGACCGAGUGAGCCCCAUCAUUUUGUGCCCAGUUUGCCUGAGGUUUGGAAGCUUUUAGGCUGUACCUUCAAAGAGAUGGCACCAGAAAUUAUGGGACAUUGGUUAGGAAGGUUCUUGGCAGCAAUUGCUUGUGAGCCGUGCCCUGAAAAAAAAUGUGGAAGUGCACCAGUUACCACAUGAAUCACACGAUGUUUGGAGGAGAAGGCAGUAAGCUUGCUGGAUCAUCUCCUCGAUUGCAAAGUGCCUUCAGCAGAAGAGUUGUUGAGACAUGGCUACUCUGUAGCUGAUCGCUAUGCUGUAACUGAAUUUUCAUCCUUUCAUGUAAGGUGCAUUGACAUACAGUAUUUCCAACAGUUCUUCAACCAAUUUACUAGUAGAGCAUUUAUGAUGUGCAAAAUUUUCAAACCGUGCACAUCUUAUCGCAAAAAUAAUUGAUCUAGCAAUACUUUAUAAAUUGUUAAUUACUUUCUUUUUUUUUUUUUUUUUAAAUUUGUCUGGAGUUGGAUAUGAUAUACAUCUACGUGUGAAGUUAUAGUGAUGUGCUGAAAUGCAGAAUUUUCUUAAUGGACAUUUAUGACAAGUGUGUGUUGGUUAGAUGAUCUAGUAGAAAAAUGUAACAGUGUAUAGUAGCAUUUGUAUGGGGAUUUAUGGCUAUGAUUUACUAUAUACUUGUAUUAUUGACAGUAGACAAUUGGUAUGGAAAUGUAUGCAGGAAUUUGUCUUCCAAAGAGUAGAUAAUGUUUGCAAUGUUUUUAGCCUUUCUUGAACAAAUUCAGAAAAAAUAAAUAACGGCGAGAACAGUAUAAGCUAGUGGAUGAUUUAUUUCUUUAAUUACGGAGGACCACUCACUGGUUCUUGGACAAGAUGGUGCCGUCCUGUCGGUCUGUUAACUGUGAGUAGUUACAGAAGAAUAACGAGGUGUAAAGGACCGGCCCGGCAAACUCCUUUCUUUCUUGUUUACAUGAUCAUUACCAAUAAUAAGAGGACACUAUCGAGAUAACAUAUAGUAACAAUUUCACUACAGGAUACUGCACUUUUAUCUUUGUUUACAUGUUAGUGGAAUACACCAAUCUGGAAAUAAUUUUGUAAUUUUUGUUACACUUUUCAGAAACAAAAAAUCAAAUGAAUGGCAAUUAGUGCAGAUAUAUUUUACCAAUAAUUGUCACUUGGCUUGGUGUUUUGUUUUUUUUUUGUUUGUUUUUUUGUUUUUUUUAUCAUUCACACUGAAAAAAAAAUUAUCCAGUGUUACUCUGCAUUUCUGAAAUCUACAUAUUAGUAUUAUUAUUAUUUUUUAUUGUAAACAUUUGAGACCAUAGUAUCCUAAGCUUAAAACAUUAUGGCUAUGGUUAUGGUGGAGGAUUAUUAAAAAAAUAUAAAUAAAUAAGUGUGUGUUUUCAGCAGUGCAAAAAAAAAAAACUGUACAGUAAUGUCUUUACAUAUGGAAAUAUUAGUGAAUUGUAUUUUAUCAUUUACGCAUGAAUUUAUACAAAUUAUUAGUAUGUAUUUGCAAGCAUAUGUAAUUGCUCUUUCUGUAUUAUUACUAAUCACUUUUUAUUAGAAGAAUCCUAAAUACACCCAAAAUGAACAGCUAUUGUAUGGCAUUCUCUUGAUUUUUAUAUUUCAUAUACUGUAUACGCAUAUACAGUAUAUCCACAGUGAGUGUGUGUGUGUUUAUGUACAUACAUACAAGGUCUGUCAUGAAAUUAAUGAAAAUGACCUAAGAAACAAUAGUCCUUCCGCUCCUAGCUUCAUUCUUGGAACUCGUCUUCAGUGAAGGGGGCAUCAGCAGCUACUUGGAUGUUUUCAGUCUGUCUCAUGAAUUUCACGACAGACCUCGUAUAAAACUUCUAGAUAAAUCUCCUUUGUUCAGGGCAGUUUCUUGACUCUUAAGUGGUCUGACUGUUUCAGGGCUCAUCCAGUGGCCACAGUUUACUUACUCCAUGAAAUGGUGCUGUAGUUGUACAGUAUGUGUCUGUCUUCUAUACAUACAUAGACACGCAUACAGUAAUAUGUGUACAUGGCAGUGCAUUAAAAACUGAAAUUCUCUUUAUCUCUCACCUUUUUAACAGAACUCUUCAUGUAAAAUAAACUGUUAUGGUUAAGCAUUUGGUUUUAGCAGGUUUAAAACAUGUAUGAUAUAUUUCAGAUCUCUUGACAAACAUGAAAGAACAAGAAAUGUGUCUACCUGCAUACAUUUCAUAUGAAAAGAUGGUUUCCAUGAGAAUGAAAACUUGGAGACCAAAUUACUUUGAGCCAUUUUUUCUUUGGUUAAAGGACAUAUCCACACACAACAGUCUAGCAUGCAACCUGCAGUCAAGCAGAGGCCAUCCUUGUCGAUUGUCCUCAUUCUAGCACAACACACACGGUGAUUCUGUCUGUCUCGUUGUAAGCUCCACCACACUGCCAAUCAACUUCACCUCACUUGACAGAAUACUAUUGGACUUUGGAGGGGGCUCACAUGAACAUACUGCGAAAAAAGCAAACAAUGUGCAACACAUUCACUUCCUAUCACUAGCACCAGAGCUGUAAACAGGAAUUGGAGGGGUUUUCUUGAAGUGUGUGUGUUUUUUUUUUUUAAGAGUUUAACAUUUAAUAACUUUUCUAUAGAAAUAAAGAAAACAUUAUCAUCCGUGGGUGGUUUUGAAGGUGAUUACUCACCAAAGGUUACAGAGAAUGUUCUUUUCAUUUUGUGUGUGCAUUGGGUAUUUUUUAUUCUUCAUUUUAGAUGGUGGUGUUUUUUAUUUUUUCUUUCCUCCUCCAUAUGCUGCCUUUUCAAUUUGAAUCCACAUAUCUCUAGAAUGUACAGUAGCUAGAAUCCUCAAUGCUGGGUAGAGAAAGAAGGAAACUCAUGCUGCAGGCCUGAUUGCUAAGGAGCACUAGCCCAGCGUUAUAAAGUCUCCACCUGAGACCACUCUGUUCUGAGUACACUGCACGAUAGUUGGGUAACUGAGGGCUUCAUGAGAAGGUAGGCCAUGUCCUUUGAACAAGACCGCAACGGCACCACACUAUAGUAGAGAGAUACUAGGACUGGACUGCCUACUGGACAGAAUUGUGGGCUAAAAAGCAGUGCUGAGGGCAAGGUACUUUAACAGAAUGUCAAGGGUUUGUGAGACAGGCCAUAUUCCCUUCCUCGACUUAAAGAAGUGAAGCUAUCACUGUUCAGAAUUUGAGGCUUGCAAGCAAUUAAUAAACUCUUAAGAGGAAAGCAGACCCAAGAAGUUGUGAAGUGGAAAGAAGAUGGUUUAAAUAUGAGUAAAGCAGCAAGGCAGUGGCAGAAAAAUGGGGAAAUUGCAAACACGAUUUAGAGUGACGUGUACAAAUGUAUUGUCAGUAAGCCCUGGAAGGGCUGGUUGCCGUUUAUUAUGUCCAUAUCUGUGUUAAUCCUCAGUUGUAUUUUUGUUUUAAUAAAGGCCCUUAUUUUGUAUA
Messenger RNA from Polypterus senegalus (gray bichir), 6651 nucleotides. RefSeq names its product Yes1 associated transcriptional regulator (gene yap1). The transcript is spliced from 8 exons. Gene Ontology annotation, biological process: hippo signaling; positive regulation of transcription by RNA polymerase II. Lineage: Eukaryota; Metazoa; Chordata; Cladistia; Polypteriformes; Polypteridae. The coding region runs from base 552 to 1874 and encodes 440 amino acids. Gene Ontology annotation, molecular function: transcription coactivator activity; protein binding; transcription corepressor activity. Gene Ontology annotation, cellular component: cytoplasm; nucleus. The record is from RefSeq and is a predicted model, not a curated record.